GACUGAGGAUGAGGAGCUGGUGAGGAAGAAGCUGCGGUUUGAUGAUGGAAACUAAAUGAUUCAGAUCUUUUUGUUUCUGCUGCUUUCGAAAAGCAGAGAUUAUUUUUCUUCCAGUGAUAAAAAGGACCGAGUCCGAACCACAGACCCAGUUCCGGUUCUGAAGCAGGUUUUCAAAGAUGGCAGAAAAGAAAGCAGCUUUGAGCCGCAGAUUUUAGGAAAUAAUGAGCGAGACUGAGAGGCCAGCCGGGCCGGAGCGGAGCGGAGCCCCGGAGCACAGCCGGACCUGGAGCCUGGGCUCCGGCGGUCCGAGGGGGAGGCUGCCCUCCCUCAGAACCAGAGACCUGACGCUAGGGGGCGCACCAAGGAAGGCCAAGAAAACCUGGGAGCCCAACGUCCACGCCGUGAGGAGGAGCAGAGAGGAGUUGCGAGCCCAAUUCCCCGUGGCUCCUAAGAAGGAGAAGACUGAAAGAAGCUGGAAGAGAAGAGAGAGCCGAGGAGGGAGGAGAAGCCGACCUCAGACCAUCCAGUCCCACUCCAUCUUUGAACACCAUCCUGCCUCCUCCAGCUUCAAAACAGGCCGAUCCGGUACCAGAAGUUUCCAGAACUCCUCCUCAUCUCCUGGCCGGCUGGUGAAGAAGGAAGGAGAAGCUUCAUGGGAGGAUGAAGGUCGUCUUCUCAGCAGGCUGCAGCGAGAUGAUUUCCUGGUAGAUCCAGAGCUGAGGAACGAUUCCAGCCUGCAGCCCGUCAGCCUGCCUCAGUACCGACCCAGCAGCAUCUCCACGUCCACCGCCUCAGGUCCAGAACCGGCGCCGUCUCGAGGAGCGGAGCUCCGGACCGCGCCGUCCGAACCGCCUGAGCAGCCGUCUCUGGUGAAGAAGCUGCAGGACCUCAGUGUGGCUGAAGGAGAGCAGAUGUUCUUCAUGCAGUUCCCAGACGGCCUCCCUGCUGCAGAGGAAGCAGCUCAUGGAGGAAGAUCAGAGAAGGAAGGGAAGCUCCUUCAGCUCCAUCAGCUCCCUGAAGGAUUUCUGGGGAAACUGCAGAUCAGGAAAUCUGGGAAGGUUGAGCUGAAGCUCGGAGAUGUUCUCCUGGACGUGUCAGAGGGAGCAGCUUUCUCCUUCCUGCAGCAACUGGUGUCGGUUCGUCUGACUGCUGGGAGGACUGGGAACCUGGUGGUGCUGGGAAACGUCCAACACAAGCUGGUUCUCUCUCCUGACUUCCAGUCCUUACUGGAUCAGGCAGCAGCAGCUCAGCCGUGAGGCCCGGUGGAGCCAGGACUGUUCUGGACCAGCAGUCCCUCUGAGGACCACGUUUUGUACCUUUAACUUAUUCAAUAAAUGGAUUUCAUUAUUCUGAUCCACCUCACUGGUACCGGGUUUCAUCUUCAGAACUGCCUUUAAUUCUCUGUGGUAGAAAAGCUGAUUUGGACUAAUUCUGAUAAUCAACCAGCUGGUUCUGUCCAGUGGGUCAAACAGACCCGGUUCCUAAUAUUGCAGAACCUUUAGGCUGCGUUCGCAUCGAAGGCGCAAAGCGUCUGAUUCACAUCCAGAGUCUAUGGGGGACGGCGGAGCGUCAACCAAUCAGAAAAGCUGCUCCAGGAGUUUAUUAGGGAGACAGACUCUACCUACAAGCUGCCAUGAAGAAUAAAUAAAUAUUAUAAAGGUUAAAUAAAGCAGGUAGGAUGGAUUGUUACGUAGAAGGAAUCAGAGAGCAGCUCUGAUCAUUAUUGCUGCACUAAAACAUUUUUAUGAACUAUGGAGAAACAGUUUCUAAAUCCACAAAUUAACUAGAAAUGUUAAAAUAUUGAAUUGUUUAUUCUGGUUCUUCCAGUUUUUCCCACAAACCUUAAAAAGUCUUUCUAUUCACAUCC
Molecule: messenger RNA, 1867 nt
Organism: Cyprinodon variegatus (sheepshead minnow)
Lineage: Eukaryota; Metazoa; Chordata; Actinopteri; Cyprinodontiformes; Cyprinodontidae
Product: DNA-directed RNA polymerase III subunit RPC4-like
Exons: 8
Coding region: 222-1256 (344 amino acids)
Biological process (GO): transcription by RNA polymerase III
Cellular component (GO): RNA polymerase III complex
Molecular function (GO): DNA binding
Source: RefSeq, a predicted model, not a curated record